Molecule: messenger RNA, 5568 nt
Organism: Echinops telfairi (small Madagascar hedgehog)
Lineage: Eukaryota; Metazoa; Chordata; Mammalia; Afrosoricida; Tenrecidae
Gene: MDC1
Product: mediator of DNA damage checkpoint 1
Exons: 15
Coding region: 60-5504 (1814 amino acids)
Biological process (GO): positive regulation of transcription initiation by RNA polymerase II
Cellular component (GO): nucleus
Molecular function (GO): protein binding
Source: RefSeq, a predicted model, not a curated record
CUCGCGCCGCCCGGGUCGCGGCCGUUACUGGUGGCGCGCGCGGGGACUCAAACUAGAUCAUGGAGGACACCCAGGUGAUUAACUGGGGUGUUGAAGAAGAGGAGGAGACAGAGAAAUCCAGUGAAUCUGUGCGGUGCACCUUGGAGCCCCUGGGACGACUACAUAUUUUCAGCAGUGCCCACGGACCAGAAAAAGAUUUCCCGCUCUACCUUGGGGAGAAUGUGGUAGGCCGAAUGCCUGACUGCUCUGUGGCCCUGCCUUAUCCAUCCAUCUCUAAACAACAUGCAGUGAUUGAGAUCUUGGCCUGCAACAAGGCCCCUGUCCUCCGGGAUUGUGGGAGCCUCAAUGGCACGCAGAUCCUGAGGCCUCCUACAGCCCUGAGCCCCGGGGCGAGGCAUCGUCUCCGGGACCAGGACUUGAUUCUCUUUGCUGACUUGCCCUGCCAGUACCAUCGCCUGGAUGCCCCCCUGCCUUAUGCCUCCCGGGGCCCUCUAACUAUAGAGGAGACACCCAGGGUCCAGGGAGAAAUGCGACCCAAGGGGCUUCUGUUGGCUGAGGACUCGGAGGAAGAAGUAGAUUCUGAAAGCACCAGGGACAAAGUAUCAAGGACCACGUUCUCCCCUGUCCCGACAGUAGUCCCAGAGAGUGAUGAAGAGGGGGCUUCCUUAGCCUUCAAUUUAGACAGUGACACAGAUGACGAGGAGGGGCAGCGGCGAGUAACAAGGCAGGCUGCCUCGGAUGCCAACAGAGGCACUCCUGCCGAGGCAGAGUGGCCUGGGGCUGAUGAGGCGGCUGGGGUCGCAGGGGCACGCCACUUUGACCAGCAUCGGCCUUCAGGGAAGACAAGAGCCCGUGCUGUAAGGGUUGAGAGCGAUGCAGGCAAGGCGGUGGCUCCAGUCAGAGUGAUUCCGGAGAGAAGCCAUCCAGCUGGGGAGGACAGUGACACAGAUGUGGAUGAGGACAGCAGGCCUCCGGGAAGGCCACCUGAGUGCCCUUUGGAAAGGGGCCAGCCCUCCGACUUCAUCGACAGUGAUACUGAUGUGGAAGAAGAGGGGAUCCCUGCGACCCCAGUUGUAGUUCCGAUGAAGAGGAAGCAGAUCUUCUAUGGGGUUGAUAAGCCUGGUCCUGGGGUAUCCGCCUUGGCACGUCUGCAGAAGAGCCAGGCUGGUGGUAAUGCAGAUGGGGGGGAGCAGGGUGAGGCUCCACUGGCAGUCCCUCUGGAGAGAAGCCAGGAAGGCUCAAUAGUGGUGAACAGCGAUACGGAUGACGAGGAAGAAGUCCUGGCGGCACUCACCUUGGCACGUCUUAAAGAGAGCCUGGUUACGACAAACCCCAGAGGCACAGAUGUGGAAGAAACCAGGGCCCUGCCUGUGAUCCCUCUGGAGCACAACCAGACCUCCGCUGGGAGAGACAGCGACACAGAUGCGGAGGAGGACAGGCACCCAGGGGAAAAGCGACAGGCUCUCCCUGAGGAUGGAUCCCUUGUUGUUGCACAUUCAGAAAAGAGCCAACCUCCUAGCAGGGGUGGUGACAGAGACGUGGGAGAAAGGCACUCACUUGGAGCCCACCUGCAGAGAGGACAAGCCUCCACCACAGUGGACACCAACCCAGGAACAGAGGAGAAAGUUACGCCGCAGGUACCUGUGAAAGGGAUAGCUCCAACAGGCAGGGGAGCCGAAGGGAGCCCAGCCAAGAUGCCUAUAGGGCACACAGAGGAAGAAGAAGCCCACCCUUUUACAGCCUCAGAGUUGGCACAUGUAAGAAAGAUCCAACUCCCGGCAAAAGGGCAUGGUGGAACAGAGUGGGCUGCAACUGUUCUUGAGCAAGAGAGAGUUCUUGGGGCCAGCACCCAGGAUGGGGCGCCUGUGGCCCAAGUGAAGCAGGACCUAGUGGUGGACACAGGCACUCCAGGGGAUCCCUCCCAGCCACACAGAGAGGGAGCCCCACAUGAGGGCGGGACUCAAGAGUCUAAAGACAGCCCUGACGAUUCUGAAGAUCUGUACCUACAAGCUACCCAGUGCUUUGUGGACCAAGGGAUUACGAGCGUAGGAGCCAUCCAGAGUGUGGAGGAAGAACCUACCCAGGACUUCCUGAGUAUGCCACGCCAAGAAGAACCUGGCCCUUCCUGUUACAGUUCUGAGACCCCAGGUACUCCGGAUGAGCCGUGGGAACUCUUACCUACACAGCCAUUCUGUCCAAGAGCACCAGAGGCCUCAGAGACUCCCCUUGAGGCCCAUGGAAAUUGUCCCCCCUUCCCAUCUGGUGGGGCAAGUCCACUAGACCAGCAUCCAGAGAGCCCAGUUCAUCACACAGAGUCACUGGGAACUCAAGGCCAAGAGGUGCCGGCUGAGCAGGAAAAGCUGGGUGCCCCAAGAAGAACAACAGGAAGGGUGUCCCCUGAGACAAAGCCCUUGGAGAGGGGGACUGAGGAACCGCUACCAGAAGGAGAGCGAGAAGAUGGGACCGCAAAGGAAGACUUAGCCAGGGGGCUGCUGAAUAGAGGACAAAGACAGGUGUUAGCUAGAGCUCCUCAGAGCCUAGAGUCCGAAGCGAAGGUGAAGCGUGCACAUGCCGAAAGGGCUGGGAAUCGUUUGGAGGUAGAAAUGGGGACAUCCGUGGAAAUGCAAGAGACAGAAUUAGAGAGGCAGGCCCUUGCAAGAGGAAUGUUUGAGAGAGAAGCCGAAAGACCAGCACCAGAGAGCGCGAAGGAGUUAGCAGGGACAGACGUCACGGAACCCACAGGGCUACUGGAAGACCUAGGCGCACACAGCAGGGAGACCCAGGGUGGAGGCCAGGACCGGAGAGGGCGGCCCUCACAUCCAACACCAGUAGCUUCUGGCAGCCAGUCGGGUAGAAGAAGGGUAGCCCCAAUGAGACCCAGAAGGCAGCAGAGAGGCAGCAUGAAUUCCAAGAUGCCGCCUGCUGGGAAGCCUGCCAGGGGUGAACAGGAAUCUCCAUCAGUGCCUGAAGCCUCAGCCAGACCCCCAGACCCCCUUAUCCCUCAGAGCCCGAAAUGUCCUGUACCUCAGUCCCCCCUUUCCCCCACUCGGUCUUUGGAGGCUCCUCUGCCUAGGACCAGGCAAAAAAAGAGCAUAAACACACUAGAGGCUCCAUUGCCCCCAGAGCUAGAGCCUCUGGACCCAAAGUCUAAAGUCAGAGCCCGGGGAUUGUCUAGGGCCAAACCUUCAGUGUCCUCUACUGCCCAUGAGCCGCCCCCUCCUACCCACAUAGACCAGCCUGUCACCCCCAAGCCUACAUCUGAGGCCAUUUGGGGCAGGACACAUAGGUCCUCUGUCGGGACCUGUGAACCAGUUGGGCCCAUAGCCCCUGAGGCCCAGUGUCCCACUUCCACAGACCAGCCUCUCAUUCCUGGGGCCCUGUCUCAGGCCAUGGGCAGGACACGGCGGUCCUCUGCCAGGACUCUCGGGCCAGUUGGGCCCACAGCCCCUGAGCUCCAGCCUUCCACUUCCACAGACCAACCUGUCACCCCCAAGCCCACAGCUCGGGCCACUAGGAACAGAACACAGAGGUCCUCUGUCAAAACCCCUGAACCAGUUGAGGUCCAACUUCCCAUCUCCACAGACCAGCCUGUCACCCCCAAACCCACAGCUCGGGCCACUAGGAGCAGAACACAGAGGUCCUCUGUCAAAAUCCCUGAACCAAUCGAGGCCCAACUUCCCAUCUCCACAGACCAGCCUGUCACCCCUGAGGCAUCACAGGCCACUCGGGGCAAGACAUGUAGGUCUGUCAAGACUCCUGAACCAAUUGAACCCACAGCCCCUAAGCGCCAGGCUUCUCCUGCAGACCAGCCUGUCGUCUCCAGGCCCACUCAGAGCAGGGCAUGUAGGUCUUCUAUUAUGACCCCUGAACCAAUUAUCCCCCAGACCCCUGAGCUCCAGCCUUCCACCAUUAUACAUGACCCUCUGACCCCCAACUCCACAUCUCGUGCUAUUCAAGGCAGGACAAGCAGAUCUGGUAAGACCCUUGGACCAACUGAGCCCACAGCCCCUGACUUCCAGCCUCCUGCCCCAACAGACCAGCCUGUCACCCCCAAGCCCACAGCUCGGGCCACUAGGAGCAGGACACAGAGGUCCUCUGUCACGAUUUCUGAACUCAUUGGACACACAGCACAUGAACUCCAGUCUGUCCCCUCAAAAGACCCGUGUGUCAUCCCCAAGCCCACCUCUCAGGCCAGAGUGCAUAGGUCCUCUGCCAAGGCCCCCGGAUUGCCUGAUCUUGAGCCUCUCAAACCCGCAGAUCAGCCUGUCAACCCUGAGCCCAUAUUAUCCACCACUCGGGGAAGGGCACCCAUGUCUUCUGUCAAGACCCCUGAACCAGUUGUACCCACAGCUGCUGAGCUCCAGCCUCCUAGCCCCAUAGACCAGCCUGUCACCCCCGAGGCCAGCCGUAACAGGAGGCAAAGGGGCGCCAGGAAGCAAGAGUCACUUAAAACAGCUCCCCUUGUCUGUGAGCCCUGUUCCACACCGGCACCUCAAUCCCAGUCUGAGAGUCGCCUAAGACGAGGAGCAGCUGAGUCCCAUAGGCCCAUUCCUGACCCUGCCAGCCCCCAGCUGCUUGAGACACCCACUCGUACUUCCCAGAUCAAAGAGGAGGAAGAGGAAGGUAGUUCUGGGUUGAGCCCAGAGCCCCGGCCUAAAGCCCCUCAAAGCCGCAAGAGAACCUUGCCUACCCUGGAUUCAUCCCCACUUCCAAAACGGCCCCCAAGAGGGCAGUUCCCUCAGCAGACAGAGUUCCUGAAAGAACCACAAAAAGAGACUGCAGGGAAGAAAGAGAAUGUAGUGCUGCCAGGACCAGUCAAGAGGAAGAGAGAGCAGACGGAGGAGGAGCCCAAAGGAACUCAGAGCCGCAGCGUCCGACAGCGACCCAAGCCUAGCCAGCAGUCCACAGCCCCCAGUGUUCUCUUCACAGGCGUGGUGGAUGCGCGGGGAGAGCGGGCUGUGCUGGCCCUGGGCGGAAGUCUGGCCCACUCAGUGACGGAGGCUUCGCACUUGGUCACAGAUCGAAUCCGCCGAACAGUCAAGUUCCUGUGUGCCCUGGGGCGAGGCAUCCCCAUCCUCUCCCUAGACUGGCUGCACCAGUCCCGCAAAGCUGGUUGCUUCCUGCCCCCGGAUGAGUAUAUAGUGACUGAUCCUGAGCAGGAGAAGAACUUUGGCUUCAGCCUUCAGGAUGCCCUGGGCCGGGCUCGGAAGCAAAGGCUGCUGGAGGGCUAUGAGGUUUAUGUGACCCCUGGAGUCCAGCCACCACCACCGCAGAUGGGAGAGAUCAUCAGCUGCUGUGGAGGCACGGUCCUGCCCAGUAUGCCUCGGUCCUACAAGCCUCAGAGAGUAGUAAUCACUUGCUCCCAGGAUUUCCUUCGGUGCUCCAUCCCCCUCCGGGCUGGGCUGCCUGUCCUCUCCCCUGAGUUCCUGUUGACCGGCGUGCUGAAGCAGGAAGCCAACCCAGAGGCCUUCACCUUCUCCCCCGAGAAGCCGGCAGCCACCUGAGAACCCCAGUGCCCUUUGUGCCUCCUCAGCCUGUAAAUAAAGUUUGUGACACAAAUCCUUGAAA